AUGGAGGAUUCACCAGCCACUUCGCAAGUUAACCACAUCGCAGUUCGGCUACCGCCUUUUUGGCCUGCGAACCCUUACAUCUGGUUUGUCCAAGCCGAGUGCCAGUUCCAGCUCGCAGGUAUAACAACACAGGCUACUAGAUACCAGCAUGUCGUCUCCUCUCUACCACCUGAGGUCGCCUCCGACGUUGCCGACAUUCUGUGCGCACUGAUGGGCACAACACCUUACGACACCUUAAAAGCAGCCAUCAUCAAACGCACCACGGCCUCCGAACGUCGGCGUUUUCAACAACUGCUUUCAGGCGAGGACCUCGGGGACAGACGACCGUCCCAAUUCCUGCGCCACUUGCAGGGCCUCCUCGGCGAUCGGGCAGCCACCUUUGACGAAUCUUUUCUGAAGGAACUUUUCCUCCAGCGUCUGCCUUCGGCGGUACAAAUGAUCUUGGCCACCGCUUCGACCCUCUCCCUCAGUGAGUUGGCCCUGCACGUGGACAAAAUUAUGGAGGUUGCCCAACCCUCCGUUUGCGCCCUCGCUCCACCGGCAAGUCAUCCUGGGAAUUCUUAA
This is a messenger RNA of Ornithodoros turicata, 564 nucleotides long. RefSeq lists its product as uncharacterized. The transcript has a single exon. NCBI's taxonomy places the organism in Eukaryota, Metazoa, Arthropoda, Arachnida, Ixodida, Argasidae. The record is from RefSeq and is a predicted model, not a curated record. The coding region runs from base 1 to 564 and encodes 187 amino acids.